Molecule: messenger RNA, 2482 nt
Organism: Echinops telfairi (small Madagascar hedgehog)
Lineage: Eukaryota; Metazoa; Chordata; Mammalia; Afrosoricida; Tenrecidae
Gene: FAM185A
Product: family with sequence similarity 185 member A
Exons: 8
Coding region: 188-1351 (387 amino acids)
Source: RefSeq, a predicted model, not a curated record
UCUGGGUUGGUUGCUGCGACCUGCAGUCUCCCAGCUUGUGCGCCGCUGCAGUUUGAACCGUCCGGCAGAGUGGGCGAGCUUACUCUUGCUGCAGCAAACGCUCGCAAACGACCCUGUGGACUUGAGGCGGCUCGGUGCCUAAGCCCCGAGGCGGGGGCGAUCUGAGGGGGCGCGAGCGUGGCGUGCCAUGUUCGCUCCCUGCUCGGGUGCGGGGCGCGGUGGCCUUCGGCUCGGCCACCUGUGGUUGUGGGUCGAGCGCAGGACCUGUCGGCCUUACCAGGCGCGUCUGUAUGCCUCCGGCGGGAACGAGCUCCGGCCCGGCUCCGGGCGCCAACUCCCUCCCGGGCCCGCUCAGCGGCCGCUGAAGGCCUGGACACUGCUGGUGAGCCCGUUCGGCGCGCUGCGGACGCAGCUCCCGUGCGACUUGACCGUGAGGCCCCUGGACCCCCACAGGUACCCGGACUCCGACCGCGUGCUGGUGGCGGUGUCUGGCGUGGAGGGCGAGGUGCACGGUCUGGACAGCCUGCAGGUGAGGUACGACGAGACGAAGAAGGUGAUGUCCAUCGUGUCCGAGACCAUCGACCCCCGGGCCUCCGUGGAGGUGGACGCACCCCUGCAGUUUGAUUUGAAUAUCAAGUCAUCAGGAUCUGGUUGUGUAGAGCUCCAAAAUAUUUUAUGUGAUAAUUGCCAUAUUGAAACAGAGCAAGGGACCAGCAUCUUACAGUCUAUUAAGGCUCAAAAUUUAGACAUUCAAACAAAAGGAGGAAAGGUGAUUUGCCUGGGAACAAUUUAUGGAAAUAUUGAUAUUCAUGCAUCUGACAAAAGUACUGUGACCAUAGAUAAACUUCAGGGAAGUUCUGUUAAUAUAUCUACUGAAGACGGUUUACUGAAAGCCAAGUAUCUUUAUACAGAGUCGUCAUUUCUGUCAUCUGCUGCUGGGGACAUCACAUUAGGAAGUGUGCAUGGCAAUAUCACUUUGCAAAGCAAGAUGGGCAACAUCGUGAUAGAUUCAUCCUGUGGAUGCCUAAAAGCCUCAACCCAUCAGGGUGACAUGGAUGUUUAUGUCAGCCAACUGGGAAAAGUAGACUUGAAAUCCCAUGGAGGCUCCAUUAUUGUCAAGGUGCCAUCUUCUCUUCAAACUCACUUACAGUUAUCGGGGAAAGAGGUUGACGUGAACACAGAAGUCCGUGUUCAGGAAAUGGCUGAAGCUCACAAGGGCGAUGUCAUAACAGUUACUGGGAUCCUGAAUGAAGUACGCAAACCUGAAAAAUGCAUUAAGGCUGAUGCCCCGAGAGGCACUGUAAGUUUUAGAAGUCAGAGCUGGUUUCAGUCCCUGAAACUGCAGGACUAAAAAUGGUUUAAAUGGUAUUUAUAGAAUGCAAACAAUGAAAACCAGCUGGAUUACACAAAUGUGAAAAACUGUACAUAUAAAGGAUGAAAACAAAUGGAAAUGAAUACUAGUGAAUUGUUUUGCUUUGGAGAGGGUUUGGGGUUGUUUGUUUGUUACCAAAAUUUGUGCUGCUAUUGUAUUUGUUUUUUAUUGCUGUAUAACAAAUUACCACAUACUUAUCCCCUUAAUAUAAUGCCUGUGUUAUCAGGCCACAGCUGUGUAGGCCCAAAGUCACUCCCCACCCCCACCCCCCCAAACUCCCACCUCCUACCCGCUCAGCUGGGCUCUCAGGGUAUCUAUCACAAGGCUAGAAUCAAAGUGUUGACCAAGCUGAGUUCUCCUCUGGAGCCUCUGGGGGUUAAAUCCACAUCUGAGCUCAUUCAAGUUGAGAGAAUCCAGUUUCUUCUACUGUAGGAUUGAUUGAGGUCGUCUCUAGUGUGUCACCCUCUGUUGGCCAUCAGUCUCUGGAAAGUUAUAAAGGCCACCUGCAUCCCUUCUCAUGUGUUCCGUCCAACCUCAAGCCAGCAACUGUGCAUUGAAUUCGUUGCAUGCUUUGAGUAGCUGACUCCUGCAACCACCUAGAGAACCCUGUGCUUUUCAAGAGCUGGGCUGAUUAGGUCAGGCCCAAUCACCAUCAUCUUCCUUUUGUCAGAUCUGAGGAGUGCACCGCAUCAUCUUCACAGUUCUCGUGACGCUCGGGGAUAAAUAGGAUUAUACAUAGAAGACCACGGGGCAGUUACCUUAGAACUCUAUGUACCAGCUCUCUCCUGGGUGACACGCUUUCUGCUUGGUCCGCCGUAGGGCAUCCAUGUGAAUAACAAAACUGAUCAUAAAUGUGAUGUAAUUGUUCGUGGGCCACACUCUAUUUGUGUAAAUAAGACAUACAUUGUACAUCUCUGGGUAGAAGAAAUGUUUAAACUAUUUUGUAACCUGAUGUAAGAAGGUUGCGUGUCCCAUUCAUAAUGGUGUACUGAAUAAAUUUAUGUUACAGGUAUGGAUUUAUGUUAUGAAGUAAUCUUUAUUUCAAACCUUGCUUGUCUCUUCCUGGAACACUCAAAUUGCACAACACUAAAUAAACCUUUCUUUGGAUUA